UAGUUCUAGUUUGGGGCCUCUACAGGUUUUGCUUCACAAGGGAUGAGUAGGUUUUACAGUGGUUCUGUCCAGUCUCAAGAUCCUGCAAGUCAAUUUGCCCCUAAACCUCAAUCUCCUUAUGCAAGUGUAUCACUGUCCUCCCCCCAAGCUGGUCCAUCUACUACUGUUCAGGCUUCUCUGAAGCAACUUUCUUCUACCUUCACAGGCAGCUCUGGCACCCAGGCAGGGUCCUCUACUCCCUUCACUCUGCAGGGAAGCACCACUUAUGGUGGAUCAUCUCGGCCUCAAGAUGCUGCUAGUCAGUUUAUCCCUGGGUCUUCAUCCCCAUAUGCAAGUGUGUCAUCGUCCUCAUCCCAAGGUGUUGUUAGUCCGUCCAGGCAAUCGUAUCAAGGCUAUUCUGUGUCCCAAAGCCAGAAGUCUCAAAGAUGGCAGCCUUUAGCCACUUGUUGGACACAAGGUAUUCGGACCUCCGAUGCUGCUUCACAGGAUAGCUCUUCAUCUCAAAGCUCUCCAAUGCAGUUAUAUUCCCUGUCAUCUGCAGAAGGCUCAUCUUCAAGAGUUUCUGGUCCGUUUGUUUCUGCACUGGGUGGUAGCACCAGUUACGGUGGGUCUUUCCAAUCCCCAAACCUUUCUACAAAGUAUACCCCUGGGUCCCAGAUCUUGCCCUAUGAUCCAAGUGUUUCUGGUCCAGGUACAUCCAGUGCUUCUGAAGUCUUGAGUAGCUACAGUUCAAUUAACCAGAAUGCUCCCGCUCCAUCCCGCAGCUCUUCCUCAAGCCACUUCUACUCAGUCAAGGGUUGAAAGACUCCAGUAAUCUGCUGCAAAUGUCCUCCAGAAUUGAAACCCCAAUGUUUUAAGCAAA
Molecule: messenger RNA, 862 nt
Organism: Sinocyclocheilus grahami
Lineage: Eukaryota; Metazoa; Chordata; Actinopteri; Cypriniformes; Cyprinidae
Exons: 1
Coding region: 43-801 (252 amino acids)
Source: RefSeq, a predicted model, not a curated record